Molecule: messenger RNA, 960 nt
Organism: Lathyrus sativus (Indian pea)
Lineage: Eukaryota; Viridiplantae; Streptophyta; Magnoliopsida; Fabales; Fabaceae
Source: the annotation of a GenBank genome assembly
AUGUCCAAAAUAUUUUUCUCAAUGUUCUUCCACACAUUAUUAUUUGCAACUCUUGCAACCUCAACAUUUUCGACACUAACACCAAAUUACUAUGACUAUACUUGUCCCAACGCUUUGAACACCAUUCAAAGCGUUGUGAAAGCCGCGGUCCAAAAAGAAAAUCGAAUGGGUGCUUCUUUACUACGUUUGCACUUUCACGAUUGUUUUGUUAAUGGUUGCGAUGGUUCGAUUCUUCUAGACUCUACACCUUCCAUGGAUAGUGAGAAAAAUGCAAAUCCGAAUAUCAACUCGGCUAGAGGAUUUGAAGUGAUAGAUGAGAUCAAACAAGCUGUUGAUAAAGCAUGUGGAAAACCAGUUGUUUCUUGUGCAGAUAUAUUGACCGUAGCAGCUAGAGACUCCGUCGUCGCGUUAGGAGGACCAUCAUGGAAAGUGAAACUAGGAAGAAGAGACUCAAAGACGGCAAGUCGUGCCGAUGCCGAUGCAAACAUCCCGGGACCAUCUUUCAGCCAUGCUCAACUCCUCAAAAACUUCAAAAACCAUGGCCUAAACGAAAAAGACCUAGUUGCUCUAUCCGGAGCACACACUAUUGGAUUUUCGCGAUGUCUUUUAUUCAGGGAUCGAAUCUACAAUGAAAACAACAUCAAUUCUAACUUCGCGAAAGAGCUUCAAAACAUUUGUCCGAGAAACGGAGGAGACUCUAACCUCGCACCUCUGGACAGUGUUACACCGGCGAAAUUUGAUGUGGUUUAUUUCGCAGAUUUGAUUGAAAAGAAAGGUGUUCUUCAUUCUGAUCAGGUAUUGUUGAAUGGCGGUUAUUCUGGUGCCUUGGUUAGAAAAUAUAGUUAUGAUACUAGGGCUUUCUAUAAGGAUUUUGCAAAAUCUAUGAUUAAGAUGGGAAACAUUAAGCCACUUGUUGGAAAUCAAGGUGAAGUUCGUUACAACUGCAGGAAAGCCAAUUAA